This is a messenger RNA of Enhydra lutris kenyoni (northern sea otter), 3204 nucleotides long. RefSeq names its product tectonic family member 3. The record is from RefSeq and is a predicted model, not a curated record. Gene Ontology annotation, biological process: smoothened signaling pathway; cilium assembly. The coding region runs from base 74 to 1822 and encodes 582 amino acids. Lineage: Eukaryota; Metazoa; Chordata; Mammalia; Carnivora; Mustelidae. The transcript has 14 exons.
GCGACCGCUGGAGCCUACUUUGAACUCUUGGGGAGCAGGAGGGGUCUUGACUUCCCCGUGUGCGUCUCACCCCAUGUGCACGUCGCAGCUCGCACUACUGCAGGUGUUGUUCCUGCUGGUCCCCGAGGGCGUCUGGUCUCAGCCCUCAUCCUCCCCGUCUGGGGCUGUGCCCACCCCAUCGGACGUGGGGCUGGGGUCGCCAGGCGGGACCCUUCAGUCCUCCUCGGAGGGCUCUGAAACUCCCUGGCCAGUGCCUGGGAUCUCUACUGUGGGCCCUACGGUAGUGACCCCCUCUGCACCUGGGAAUGGGACCGUAGACCUCUUCCCAGUCUUACCGAUCUGUGUCUGUGACCUGACUCCUGGUACCUGCGACAUAAAUUGCUGCUGCGACAAGGACUGCUAUCUACUCCAUCCCAGGACAGUUUUCUCCUUCUGCCUUCCAGGCAGCGUGAGGUCUUCAAGUUGGGUGUGUGUGGACAACUCUCUAAUCUUCAGGAGUAAUUCCCCAUUUCCUUCAAGAGUUUUCAUGGAUUCAAGUGGAAUUAGGCAGUUUUGUGUCCAUGUGAAUGAUUCAGAAUUAAACUAUUUCCAGAAGCUUCAAAAGGUCAAUGCAACCCGCUUUGAGGCCCUGGCUACAGAGUUUGGAGGCGGAUCCUUCACUUCAACAUUCCAAACCCAGUCACCACCACCUCAUUACAGGGCUGGGGACCCCAUUUUGACUUACUUCCCCACGUGGUCUGUAAUCAGCCUGCUGAGGCAGCCUGCGGGAGUUGGAGCUUGGGGGCUCUGUGCCGAGAACAAUCCUGCAGGUUUCCUGGAGAGUAAAAGUACAACCUGUGCUCGUUUCUUCAAGAACUUGACAAGUAGCUGCACCUUGGAUCCAGCCCUCAAUGCUGCCUCUUAUUAUAACUUCACAGUCUUAAAGGUUCCAAAAGGUAUGACUGAUCCGCAGAAUUUGAAGUUCCAGGUUCCUGUAACCCUUGUCUCAGAAGCUGAUCCUCCUUUCUUGUCUGGAAACACUUGUCAGAAUGUGGUUUCCCAGGUCAUCUAUGAGAUAGAGACGAAUGGGACUUUUGGAAUCCAGAAAGUCUCUGUCAGUUUUGGACAAACCAACCUGACUGUCGAGCCAGGCACUUCCUUAGAGCAACACUUUAUCAUUCGCUUCAGGGCUUUUCAACAGAGCAUAGCUACUUCUUUUACUCGUCCUAGAAGUGGAAAUCCUGGCUAUCUUGUUGGGAAGCCACUUUUGGCCAUAACUGGUGAUUUAAGUCACCCUAUGACCGUCUUACAGAGUCAGGGUGAUGGAAUAUGCUCUGUUAAGAGACAUGAAGUACAAUUUGGAGUGAAUGCAGUAUCUGGAUGCAAGCUCAGGCUGAAAAAGGUGGCUUGCAGCCACUUACAGCAGGAGACUUGUGAGGCUCUUCAUGGAAAGACCAGCCCAGAACUCGUUGCCAUCUUUGGUAAUGCUGACCCGGCCCGGAAGAGUGAGUGGACGAGGAUUCUCAGCAGCAACUGCAGUGUUUCGGCUAUGCAUUGCACUUCCUGCUGUGUCAUACCAGUUUCCCUGGAGAUCCAGGUAUUGUGGGCAUAUAUAGGCCUCCAGUCCAACCCACAAGCUCAUGUGUCAGGAGCCCGGUUCCUAUACCGGUACCAAUCCGUAAAGGACUGUGCAGACCACCAAGUACACAUUAGGUUCUCUACUUCUCAAGCUAGGAAGAACACAAAGAGCCCUGCCUCCAGCCCUUCAGCUUGUGUUUGCCUCACUAAAGUCUUGCAAGAUCUUCAUCCAUCUGCUCACAGGCACACUGAGGCCCAGCAUUGAAAGGAAUGUGCUCCUGCUGUCCCCUGGAUGAACUUGGGAAUAGAUGCCCUCUGGACUUGAGAGGAGCUGAAAACUGCUGGCUAAGGAUUUCAUCUCACCUCCCCCCAUUCCCUUGGGCCACACUCUGUCCGGGCAUGAGUGAGGAGAGCAACUCUUUCUAGUCAGUUUCCAAAAUGACUGUGGAAUCCCAGACCCCCAUUUUUUACUAGCAAAUGAUCCUACCGCUCAUUUCUGUAUUUUUCUUCCAUUGUGGUGAGGAGAAACAAAACUGAGAGCUUUGUUGUACUAAUUCCAGCAGCACACAGAAGCUGACAUGUGAUCACCUCAUGAUUAUCUAUGUGCAGGAGCUUUUAAAAAGUGGGGAAAAACUUUCAUACAUCACACAGUGGCAUUCAAAUAGAAGUACUUGGGCUCUUUUCCUGGGAGUGGAGCUAAACAUAGCAUGAUAAGUAAGAUCGGUUGGGAGCAUGGAAGGGUGUGAUGCCAGGAGCCAGAGGGUUGGGAGCCUAAAGUGACUGUAGUAGAAACACUGAAUGGGCAAAAGAGACACUAAGAUAUGGGGUAAGUAACAUGAGAGCUCAUUAUAUGGGGACUUGAAAUCCAGGCAGAGAGAACUGGGAGAUAGUCUUUUUUCCCCACACACAUAUUAAUCUGAAUCUAGAAUUGCCUUUUAAUAAAACAUAUACUUAGUUAUAAUAAAUCCUACUUCAUGAGCAGAAAAGCUAAUUGUAGAAGGCAUCUCUGAUGGGUUUAUCAUUUUGCCCACUCCAAGUACCCUGAAAGUAACCUACCUCCCUGGAGGAAAGUGGCAAGGUUCUCAUAGCAGUUAUUACCAAACCAGGAGGAAGUGCUUCUGUACAAGGAACAUUCUGCACAGGGGAGGUCGGGACCUGGGAAGCUGAUUGUAUGGUUCCCAGUAGAGUCCGUUAUGAAGAUGUUAAUGUGAAUUCAGCAGCCCUACCUCUAAAGAGGCCUGUACCAAAACAGACCACAAGCUACUGGAGUAUUCAGGGUCUCCAGUUUGGGCUUCUUAAAGGGGAAUAAGUGACAACCCUAUAUUAUGGGGUAGGAGACAUCUAGUUUACUCCCAAUAGCCUACAAGUCCUUCUUAGAAUCUGAUCCCUCUAUUUCUUUAUUCACAUGCUUAUUCCCAUGCCCAGGUGCUAUGAAACCAUCCUAUCUCUAUUUAUCUACCAAAAAAAUUUAACUCACAUACUGUGUAAGUCACCCUUUUAAAAUACAAAUCAGUGGUUUUUAGUAUAUUCAGAUUUAUGUAACUGUCACCACUAAUUCCAGAAUAUUUUCAUCACCCUAAAAACAAAGCCCACACUGAUUAGCAGUCAUUUCUCAUUUCCCCUUUCCCCUGGGUUCCUAGCAGUCAC